AUGGGAGAUUUCAGGGGUACGCUAUGCCACACGGCCGCCUGGCCGGUGGAUCUAGACGUGCGCGAUAAGCGCGUUGGCCUCAUCGGCACCGGGUUCACGGGCAAACAGGUCAUAACGGCGAUUGCGGGCCAAGUGAAGAGGCUGACCUGUUUCCAGCGGCGACGGGCCCGUCAGCGCCUCUCACCGCGCCAAGAUCAAUCGAGACUAUGA
Messenger RNA from Blastomyces gilchristii SLH14081, 210 nucleotides. RefSeq lists its product as uncharacterized. The coding region runs from base 1 to 210 and encodes 69 amino acids. The transcript has a single exon. Lineage: Eukaryota; Fungi; Ascomycota; Eurotiomycetes; Onygenales; Ajellomycetaceae. The record is from RefSeq and is a predicted model, not a curated record.